Molecule: messenger RNA, 1866 nt
Organism: Bicyclus anynana (squinting bush brown)
Lineage: Eukaryota; Metazoa; Arthropoda; Insecta; Lepidoptera; Nymphalidae
Product: MAM and LDL-receptor class A domain-containing protein 1-like
Exons: 9
Coding region: 29-1846 (605 amino acids)
Cellular component (GO): membrane
Source: RefSeq, a predicted model, not a curated record
GUCCGUGAGUUACUACUGUUACUGCCGCAUGUCGUACCGUCCCAGGCCGUGCCUCAUGCCCACGCUGGAGCACGGGCGGGUGCAAGCGCGCCGGUCCACGCUCAUCCGGUUCAAGUGCCUGCAGCGGUACGAGCUGGUCGGCAACCGGUACGCCACGUGCAAGGACGGCCAGUGGGACGCGCCCGUGCCGGUCUGCGUCCGUUCUGGUUGCACAGUGCCACAAAUAGAGAACGGGAUAGCGGCUGCGAGUAUAAACAACGCCUGGGUGCUGUACUUCUGCUUACCAGAGUUCAGGCUCGUGGGUUCCGCUGCCAUCUUCUGCGACGGGCGACGAUGGAACGCCACCGCUCCUACCUGCGUCAACGCAACACAGCAAACCCCUUUGAGCUGCGACUUCGAGGACGGUCUCUGCGGUUGGGCCCAAGACGAGCUGCACGACUUCGACUGGAGGAAGCGUAACGACAAGACGCCGAGCUCGUUCCUGAACACCGGUCCUUCCUACGAUCACACACGCGGACCCCACGGCUCUGGCUACUACAUGUAUAUUGAGAGCACUUCACGCCUAGAGAACGAUACUGCUCGUUUCCUGUCACCAGUUUUCGACAAAAGUCUGGCAGACAACGGCUGUUUUUCAUUCUUCUACCAUAUGUUCGGAAGAACGUGUGGCGGUCUCCGCGUGUACCAAAAGCCGGACAAUAUCCCUCUGGAAGCGUUAGUCCAGUCCGGCGAGGAAACGAAGAAGGAAUACAUACUGUUCGAGAAGUGGGGGAAUUUGGGAGACGUGUGGUACGGAUCCGUCACACCGUUGAGGCAGUACGAUGACAAUUUCCAGAUCAUCAUUGAAGGCAUUCGCGGCUCGAGCUAUACGAGCGAUAUCGCUUUCGACGACGUGUCAAUCCUGCAGGGGCAAAACUGCACAUUGGCUAUGAAUGCAGCUCCUACUCCUCCCACCAACUUGUUCGUAUCGGACUCCUGCGCAGGACGGUGCCGUAUGCUGGACACCGAGGACUCUGUGCCAGGCUGCAGCUGCAGAAGCAGUUGUCCUCUACGCGGGAACUGCUGUCUGGACUUCUUCGAAACAUGCCUCUUCGUACCUGAUUCUACAACCCCAGAUGACAUGAUACCAGCGAACAGUACUGAAGACGAUGUGGCGCCGGUGACUCAAAAACUAGUCGCUCCUACAACAGAAACUACCUCCACAACAACAACUACAAGUACAACAACUACGACAACUCCGCGCACGACUACAACAACCAGUACAACAACUACAACAACGCCGCGACCAACAACGACGUCGACGUCGACGACUACAACAACAACAACGCCACGACCAACGACCACGACGACAACAACGCCACGACCAACGACCACAACAACAACAACAACAACGCAACGACCAACAACUACAACAGAAACUACCAAAUCAAUUACUAAUACACCAACAACAAAAGCACCUGUUACAACAAGAACAGUAAAAACAACAACGCCGCCGACAACGACAGUUAGAAAAGAAACAGUUGCAACAAAAUCAACAACAGCCAUACCUUAUGGGAUUUCGAGAACCAUAGAAAACCAUAACGUUUACCAUGAACUUAUAGACAAGAAGAGAAAAGAACACAUCGUGGAAACGAGGAAACUCGUUCAUGUGCAAGAGGCCGAACAUAAGAGCUCAAAGGGUUGGACGAUAGCUCUGAUAGUGUUGGGCGUUGCUCUCUGCGUUGGACUGGUGUUGGCGGUGAAGCUUCGCGGCAGUGCGCGCGCGUUGGUCGAGUUGGCGGGACUACGCGGUCGCGUGACCAACGAUCCCGAAGUGCGAUAUUUGUCCGCCGACAAUGAUGACUUGUAAAUAAACUUUGUUCCAUUUGA